Andrographis paniculata is the source of this 1135-nucleotide messenger RNA. Its product is annotated as myb-related protein 306-like. The coding region runs from base 1 to 1134 and encodes 377 amino acids. Lineage: Eukaryota; Viridiplantae; Streptophyta; Magnoliopsida; Lamiales; Acanthaceae. The record is from RefSeq and is a predicted model, not a curated record. The transcript has 3 exons.
AUGGGGAGGUCACCGUGUUGCGAUAAGGUCGGGGUGAAGAAGGGGCCGUGGACGCCGGAGGAGGACCAGAAGCUCUUGGCGUAUAUCCAAGAGCACGGCCAUGGAAGCUGGCGAGCCCUCCCUCCGAAAGCCGGGUUGCAGAGAUGUGGGAAAAGCUGCAGAUUAAGAUGGACUAAUUACCUGAGGCCUGACAUCAAGAGGGGCAAAUUCAGCUUGCAAGAAGAACAGACCAUCAUUCAGCUCCACGCACUUCUUGGAAACAGAUGGUCCGCCAUAGCUAGCCAUUUGCCGAAAAGAACCGACAAUGAGAUCAAGAACUAUUGGAACACGCACCUUAAAAAGAGAUUAAGUAAAAUGGGAAUCGACCCGAUUACCCACAAGCCUAAGAACCACCCGUUGAUCGGGUCGGGUCAACCCAAAGACGUCGCGAACCUUAGCCACAUGGCGCAAUGGGAGAGUGCCCGGCUCGAGGCCGAGGCAAGAAUUGUCCGAGAAUCGAAACUAAUGUCCUCAAACAACACUAAUUUGUUGAUCAACAAACCCGCCACCACCACAACCACCACCGCUCCGCCGCCGCCGCCGCCGCCGCCACGGCCGCCGUGUCUCGACAUUCUAAAAGUUUGGCAAGGGGCAUUUCUUACAAAGCCUAGGAAAGACACCACUCUCUCCAUCAUAGGCGGCCAUGGAUUCUCCACCACCACCGCCGCCGCCGGAACCCUCGAGUCGCCGACGUCGAUACUCAACUUCAUCGACGGAGGCGGCGGUGGCGGCGCCGGGCUGGUGAUCCACCAAAACUGCACCUACAUCAGCAACCUUAACAGAGAUCACAUAAACCAGGACUACGAGGGCAAGGGCAUAACGGACAAUUCACUACAGCUGCAUGAGGGCAACAUCGGAAACCCCAUGAUUAUUCCUUCCUCUUACAAUGUUGCAGAUGAUGACGAUGAUUCCUUAAGGCUUCCGACUUUUUUGGAGGGCUUCGAAGAUCUGCCGGCUGAGACUACUUCAAUUGGCUGCGCCACGUCAUGCACCGGAAUCGACGGCGGCGGUGGUGGCGCCGCCACCGGAGAUAGCAAGAACAGUUACUGGAGCAGCAUUCUGAGCUCUCCCAUGGAUGCUUUAGGGGUGAUCUGAU